UUACGCACAGUAUCCCGCGGACAACACUCGCGCACGCAACGCAGGGAGUCGCUCAUCUCCUUCUCUUCUCCUCUCUUUCUCUCUCUUUCUCUGCCCCCUGGUACACGCGUUGUGCUUCUUCAGUCACAGUAUAUCCGCGGUAGACGAUCACGAGUGAUCGCGACCUCAUCCGCGGGUCAUCCUCUCGAGAUCUGGUGAUCCUGCUGGAUAGUUUGCUGGAGACUUUGCAGAGCUCGACUUCGAAAAUCGGAGCGCUCACCGCGGGAAACGUUGAUCAGCUGAGGAUCCAUCGAUCGUUGAGGAUCUCUGUCAGUGGAUCAUCGACAUCGGGAACGAUACGAUACAGCUACUCCGGUGGCGAGCGCGAAACUACAUCCCGCGCGCUCAUCAAGAGUGCUCAGGAGAAGUGCAGUGUGUAAAAACGAAUCAAACUCAUUCCGCUCAUCGGCGACAAAGUGACGCCAAACUGUCUUGCAUCGGUUUGCUCAUGAUUAUCUCGAAAGAGCCGAUGACUUCCACAUGAGAUUCCAUCGUCGGAUUUAAUAAGGUCCUGUGUUAUGUCUCACUAUCAUUUUCGCAUUUGAGACGACAUUGGUCGACAAUCAGCUGGAGUGAGUGCACGAACAGAGAACACUGAGAUUAUCAUUGGUCUUUACAAACAUGACAGAGGCAUCGCGUGAUCCUGAAGUAACUGAUUCAGAAAAUCCCGACAACGGUAGGACAGCAUUAAAUCUGACAUGUUCAACGACCAGCAAAAGCAAGCCUCUUCCUGAUCGUGGAACAUGGAGCACCAAGCUGGAUUUUAUUCUUAGUGUGGUCGGUCUGGCAAUCGGUCUUGGCAAUGUAUGGCGAUUUCCGUAUCUCUGCUAUAAAAAUGGCGGCGGUGCUUUUCUAAUCCCUUACUUCUUGACACUGUUCCUCGCCGGUAUACCUAUGUUCUUCAUGGAGUUAGCUCUUGGACAGAUGCUCACGAUAGGCGGCCUCGGGGUUUUCAAAAUAGCACCGCUCUUCAAAGGUAUCGGUUAUGCAGCCGCCGUUAUGUCCUGCUGGAUGAAUGUUUAUUACAUUGUUAUCCUAGCUUGGGCCAUUUUCUACUUCUUCAUGUCGAUGCGCAGUGAGUUACCUUGGGGCAGUUGCAAUAACUACUGGAACACCAAGAAUUGCGUGAAUCCUUACGAUAGAAGCUCGCUGUUUUGCUGGUCCGAAAGCUCCUCAGCCAGGAACGGUAGCAUUGUCAAAAUGUGCACGGUCAAUCACAUAAAUGUGACGAUGACGGAGCUUACGGAUCCUGUAAAGGAAUUCUGGGAACGUCGAGCGUUGCAAAUCAGCGAGGGUAUCGAAUAUAUGGGCAAUAUUCGAUGGGAAUUGGCGGGUACAUUAUUGGUAGUAUGGGUAAUCUGCUACUUUUGCAUCUGGAAGGGCGUUAAGUGGACUGGCAAAGUCGUCUAUUUCACUUCUCUCUUCCCAUAUGUGUUGCUUACUGUCCUUCUAAUUCGUGGCAUUACACUACCCGGCGCCAUGGAAGGCAUUCGAUUUUAUAUCAGUCCAAACUUGUCUAAGCUUCGAGAAUCUGAGGUAUGGAUCGACGCAGUGACGCAGAUCUUUUUCUCGUAUGGUCUUGGACUCGGCACUCUGGUAGCCCUCGGCAGUUAUAAUAAAUUUACUAACAAUGUCUACAAGGACGCAUUGAUCGUCUGUUCGGUCAACUCAUCCACUAGCAUGUUUGCUGGCUUCGUGAUAUUCUCGGUGGUAGGCUUUAUGGCGCAUGAACAACAGAAACCGGUCGCCGAAGUAGCCGCUUCCGGACCGGGCCUAGCUUUCCUCGCUUAUCCAUCGGCGGUUCUCCAACUACCAGGCGCGCCACUUUGGUCGUGCCUGUUCUUCUUCAUGUUGCUGCUUAUCGGACUUGAUUCCCAAUUUUGCACAAUGGAAGGCUUCGUCACAGCUAUGGUGGACGAGUGGCCUUUGCUGUUGCGUCGUCGUAAGGAGCUUUUUAUUGCCCUCGUGUGCGCUUUGUCCUAUCUCACCGGGUUGACGUGUAUCUCUCAAGGUGGCAUGUAUGUUUUCCAAAUCCUCGAUUCGUACGCUGUCUCUGGUUUCUGCCUGCUCUUCCUUAUCUUCUUCGAAUGUAUAUCAAUCAGCUGGGCAUUUGGAGUAAAUCGAUUCUAUGAUGGCCUGCGUGAUAUGAUUGGAUAUUAUCCUCUCAUGUGGUGGAAAUUUUGCUGGACAAUAACUACGCCGUUGAUUUGCGUUGGUGUGUUCGUCUUCAAUCUAAUUCAGUGGACACCUAUAAAAUAUCUAGACUAUGAAUAUCCUUGGUGGUCGCAUGUAUUAGGUUGGCUUACAGCGUUAUCCUCUAUGCUUUGUAUACCCGGAUACAUGGUUUAUGCGUGGAUGACUACCCCAGGCGAUAAUAGAACAAAAUACAAAUUACUAGUCCAGAUAGAGGAUAAUGUCGCAACUUUGCGAACGAAGAUGGGCCAACCACCAGUCGAGCUGACACCUCUAUAAUUUCCAUUUUGAUUGGCAACAAGCUCGCCUAGGAUAAUGUAGCCGUUUACUGCAUCCUAUAAAGAGAGAGUAGGUGAAUUAUAAGAAUUAAAAAAAGAAUUUAUUCUGUAAAACAAUAAAUUCUUAAUCUUGGAAAUAGAGGGA
This is a messenger RNA of Camponotus floridanus (Florida carpenter ant), 2655 nucleotides long. It is a transcript of the gene Gat-a, whose product is annotated as sodium- and chloride-dependent GABA transporter 1. The record is from RefSeq and is a predicted model, not a curated record. Bases 661 to 2511 code for a protein of 616 amino acids. Lineage: Eukaryota; Metazoa; Arthropoda; Insecta; Hymenoptera; Formicidae. The transcript has 9 exons. Gene Ontology annotation, biological process: sodium ion transmembrane transport. Gene Ontology annotation, cellular component: membrane.